Messenger RNA from Nanorana parkeri, 5221 nucleotides. It is a transcript of the gene PALLD, whose product is annotated as palladin, cytoskeletal associated protein. The record is from RefSeq and is a predicted model, not a curated record. The transcript is spliced from 20 exons. Lineage: Eukaryota; Metazoa; Chordata; Amphibia; Anura; Dicroglossidae. The coding region runs from base 4 to 4188 and encodes 1394 amino acids.
UCUAUGUCUGAAAGUAUGUCUGAAGCUUCCUCCCAUGAUUCCUUCUAUGAUACUCUGUCAGAUUUCCAUGGUGACUCCAUUGAUGGAAACUUCCAAGAACUUUCUGCCUUCCUCAGUCAGGAGGAAAUGAACAAGAGUCUUGACAUUGCGCGGGAAGCAUUUUCGAGCCCUCUGUCUGAGGAUCAAAGCCACAGUCAUGCUUUAAAAUCUUCUCAUGAUAACCCACCUGACAGAUCGUACAAGGAGUUAAAACUAAGCAAUGCAACAUCAGAAAAAUCCAGAAAAAGGGAAAAUUUGAUAAAUAAGCUGGGUAGGGCUGGUGCUUCCACUAAACCUGGUGGUUCAAAUAUGAAAGGCAUGAUUUCACCAUUUCUAACCACUAGCCCAAGUAUAAUCCGAACCUUGCAGGCACACAAAGCUUCUAAACUUCAAGGGAAAAGUGGCUCAUCCACACUUCCGAUUCCAAAAGCCAGAAACAAACCACUUAACAAGGAUCUAAACUCUCAGAGUGACAUCGCUCAGAAGGCAGCUACUUUUAUUGAAGAACUCUCUGCAAUAUUUCGAGAGACAAACAAGGCAAGAGACAGGCGCCCUAAUGGAGAUUCUUCUUCUCCUGACAGUGGUUAUUUGUCACCAAAGAAAGAGAGCACCAUUCUCAUUAGCCCCACAAUUAAUGAGAGUGAAACUGAACCAAAGCAAGAGGUGAACACAAUGGAACUGAGGAGUGUAAAAGAUGAAACACUAAUGAAAACUGAGAAUGAAAGCAAGCCGCCUGAAAAAGAGCGAGUGCAAAGUGAGACCAAUAAAUCUCACACUCCUUCUUCAGCUGCUCGAUUUAUACAGAAGCUCAAAAGUCAGGAGGUGGCAGAGGGGAGCCGAGUAAAGCUGGAAUGCAGAGUGACAGGAAACCCCUUUCCAGAAGUGAGGUGGUUCUGUGAAGGAAGAGAGCUGCAUAACUCACCUGACAUCAACAUCUCCUCCGAGAGUGACGGGCUUCAAGUUCUUGUCAUCGUUGAGGCCUUCGAGGACGACACCGGGCGCUAUACUUGUGUGGCAUCCAACUGGCUCGGUUCUGACACAUCUUCGGCUGAAGUGUUUGUAGAAGGUGCCAGUUCCUCGGAUUCUGACAGUGAAGACUUUACUUACAAUUCAAAACCUGGAACAAUGCCUCAAGCUCAGAAGAAAACAACAUCAGUUUCAUUAACCAUAGGGCCAUCAUCUCCAAAAUGCGGAAUAACCACUGCAAUAAUGCAGCCAAUUUCUAUCCCUGUCCAGCAGGUCCAAAGUCCGACAUCUUAUCUGUGUCGUCCAGAUGGGUCCAGUUCUUCUAACUUCUCUGCUCCUUCUUUCACUAAGGAACUUCAGAGCCUGACAGCAUCGGAAGGACAGGUUGUGGUGCUGGAGUGCAGGGUAAAGGGCACACCGCCAGUCAAUGUCAAAUGGUUUAGACAAGGAACCGAAAUCCAAGAUUCUCCUGACUUUAGAAUUCUCCAGAAAAAACCACGUUGUGCUUCCGAACCUGAGGAGAUCUGCACACUGGUGAUUGCUGAGGCCUUCCCAGAAGAUGCAGGAACCUUCACUUGCACAGCAAGAAAUGACUAUGGAUCAGUGACCUGUAGUGCACAGCUCACUAUGCUCUCUGCAAAUAAUGAGCGGACCAGAAGCGAUGUGUCAAGUGGAGAGAUUAGUGGUUAUGAUUUCCAGAAGCAUUCGUCUCCUUCUCCUAUAGCAGCUAAAAGUAGUGGCCUUGAAAUGCCAUCAAACAAAACUCUGGAGUGUUUUCAGCCCAGCAAUCUGGGGUCAAAACCAAAGUUGGAAAGUAGUAACCUGCAACUAAAUACUUUGGAGCGGAAAAGCAACGGUGUACACAGUAAUAAUGGUGUAAAUGGUGUUAGCAGCAAUCAAGAUAGCAAGUAUGCCUGUCCCACAUCACCUAGCGCAUUGGCAUCACCCACCAAAGAUCCUCCACCAGUGCCAUCCAAACCUAAACUGGAUUCUCAGGCACUGCUGCAACUACAAAAUCAGAUACGUCACGAGAAGGAAUCUGCUGCCUGGAAGCAACAAGCCAGUCAUCAGCAAAACACACCACCCUCACCAUCCUUCCCUCCUCCACCUUCCUUCCAGGAGCUGGAGGCCAGUCAGCUUAUCACCUCACCAGUGCAAAUGAGUGUUCUCAACUCCCACAGUUCUCCUGCCAUGCAGCCAGCAAGCUCCUUCAACUAUGCUCGGCCUAAACAAUUUAUUGCUGCCCAGACCGUGAGCAAUGCCCCAGGCUACAUUACACCAUCUUCAGGUUCCUCUACCUCCAGCAUCCCAUCUCCAAUAUCACCCUCAACACCUCAAAAGCAGUUUACAAGAGUUCCUGUGCAACCUUUCUCACAGCCAUUUGCUCCUGAAGGUGAACAGUUUUGGUCGCCAACCUCAUCAUCUCCUCCUCCUCCACCACCUCCUGUGAUGAGUCCAACUGCAAACUAUUUUCCCCAGGAUCCAUUUCCUCUUCCUCCACCUCCUCCGCCACUUCCUGGAUCUGGACCUUCUCCUUCAUACAGUCCGUCUCAGUCUCCAACAACCAGAGGUUCUAGUUCCAGCCACAGUCCUGCGGCUUUCCUCAGUUCCAUGUUGCCAUGCCAGUCAUCACCUGUCUCUUUCAAUGAGCUUGGACUACCAAAAGGUGUCAUGCCUCCUGGCUUCCAAAGGAAGGCAGGCCGGACUGCUCGCAUAGCCUCUGAUGAUGAGAUCAAGGGAUCAAAAGAUGCAGUGAUACAAGAUCUGGAGAGGAAGCUGCGUUUUAAAGAUGAGCUCCUGAACAACGGCCAACCGAAAUUGACGUAUGAAGAGAAAAUGGCUCGGCGGUUACUGGGAGCCGACAAUGCUGCAACAGUGUUUAACUUGCAAGAAGCAGAAGAUGAUAUAAAUACACAGGAGUACAAAGUAUCCAGCUUUGAACAGAGGCUGAUAAGUGAAAUUGAGUAUCGCCUAGAACGUUCUCCUGUGGAAGAAUCGGAUGAUGAUGUAGAACACGGGGAUGAAUCUGAUGGAACCCCUCCUCAAUUUGAAACAAAACUGCAACACUUUAAGAUCUUUGAAGGCAUGCCAGCCACUUUCACAUGCAAGGUCACGGGCAAUCCAAAGCCAAAGAUAUAUUGGUUCAAAGAUGGGAAACAAAUCUCUAAAAGAAGUGAACACUACAGAAUCCAGAGAGAACCCGAUGGCACCUGUUCCCUCCACACCUCAGUUUCCUCCUUAGAUGAUGAUGGGAAUUAUACCAUAAUGGCUGCCAACCCACAGGGCAGAGUUAGUUGUACUGGUAGACUGAUGGUGCAGGCUGUGAACCAGAGGGGAAGGAGUCCCCGCACGCCCACAACGCAGCCUCACAUUCGAAGGCCUCGAUCUCGGUCAAGAGAUAGCGGAGAUGAGAAUGAACCCAUCCAAGAAAGAUUUUUCCGUCCUCAUUUCUUGCAAGCUCCUGGCGAUCUGAUAGUUCAAGAAGGGAAGCUUUGUAGAAUGGACUGCAAGGUGAGUGGAUUACCAACCCCUGACCUCAGCUGGCAGCUGAAUGGCAGACCUGUCCGUCCAGACAACAAUCACAAGAUGCUGGUGCGUGAGAAUGGUGUGCACUCCCUGAUCAUUGAGCCGGUGACCAGCAGAGAUGCCGGGAUAUACACUUGUGUGGCCUCAAACCGAGCUGGACAGAACUCAUUCAGCCUGGAACUUAUUGUGGCUGCAAGAGAUGCCCACAAGCCACCUGUGUUCCUAGACAAGCUUCAGAAUACAGGAGUGGCCGAAGGAUAUCCAGUGAGGCUGGAGUGCCGAGUCUUAGGAAGUCCCCCACCCCAGAUAUUCUGGAAGAAAGAAAACGAUUCUCUGACAUAUAACACUGACAGAGUCAGCAUGCAUCAGGAUCACUAUGGUUACCUUUGCCUACUGAUCCAAGGAGCCACCAAAGAGGAUGCUGGCUGGUAUACUGUGUCAGCAAAGAAUGAGGCCGGCAUUGUGUCUUGUACUGCAAGGCUUGAUGUACAUGCUCAGUGGCAGCAGUCACAUACUCCCAAGACGAGAAAAGUACGUCCCUCCACUAGUCGAUAUGCAGCACUUUCUGACCAAGGCCUGGAUAUUAAAGCAGCAUUCAUGCCAGAUGCAAGUCCAGGGCACCUUCAGGCAGCACUGGUAGAAAGCGAUGACCUGUAGAGAAGACCUAGCGGAACUUGCUGUAGAAGCCAUUGGAGAAAGUCACCAGGAGCCACAGCUGUCACCCGGCAGUAGUGUCACACCAUGUAAUAUGCAAGACACGUCUUCAGCUAACCUGAUAGAGAGACAAGUUAAACUGCGCAAUAACUUUAUGUGUAAGCAGUCUAGAACAUAGGAUAGCAGGGAUUUAUCUUAUGUAUUUAUGGCACAUACAUAUCACUCACUCUUCUGCUCUAUGAAAGGAUCUCUUGUGUAUUCUGCUUGUUUGGUGCCUUCAAAAACUAAGACAACAAGAUUUCCUCAACUCACUAAUGCCUUCAAAGCAGUGUAGGAUGAUGUGCAAUGUUUAAUGUUUCAGCACAUCAAACACAGUGUAUGAUUUUUUUAUAUAUAUUUAAAGAAAAAUGCUGUCAAGGUGAAUUGCUAUAAUGCUUCAGGUGUUUAGAAACAAAACGGCUUGCUUCAAAAGUAAUACAUAUCUGUAUGAUUGUGUUACGGUUAACAUUGGAGAUCACCCGACAAGAAUCGCCAUGAGACAAGCAAUGCAAUGAUGUCAGAAGCUGGCUAUGGACUAAGAGCUCUUAAUGAAGAGAGCAGAAGAUAACGUCACAGACACCACCCCUUCCCAUGCUUGUUUGUGUGUACACCUUGUUGUUUUCUGUGUGUAUCGACACUACACUAUUAUGUGACAUUCAGAUGGCCAGGGACAGCUAGUAGAAAGCAACAAAAUCCUUGCUAUUAUUUAUGCAACAAUACCCAUUAUGCUUUGUGCACUUUUCCCAUAUUUAGUAUUCAUGAACAGACUGCAGGAGUGCUACCACAGUCCAGGCAGAAGAACAUAUUGAACUGCCCCCUGGUGCCCUUCCUGGGUGGCCUGUUUCAUUGUCACACAUACAAAUUAGGUACGCUGACAUAAAGCCAAAGUUCUCUCAAAGAUGAAUGAAGUCGAGUUUUCUUGAACAGCAAUGAGUGACCUUCUGUUCACAAGGUCAUUAGUGUACUCAGCGUCUCUGGUCAUAUUUGUGUGUUUCAG